Messenger RNA from Acanthopagrus latus (yellowfin seabream), 1258 nucleotides. RefSeq names its product GTP cyclohydrolase 1-like. The transcript is spliced from 6 exons. Lineage: Eukaryota; Metazoa; Chordata; Actinopteri; Spariformes; Sparidae. Gene Ontology annotation, molecular function: GTP binding; GTP cyclohydrolase I activity; zinc ion binding. Gene Ontology annotation, biological process: tetrahydrofolate biosynthetic process; tetrahydrobiopterin biosynthetic process. The coding region runs from base 211 to 882 and encodes 223 amino acids. The record is from RefSeq and is a predicted model, not a curated record. Gene Ontology annotation, cellular component: cytoplasm.
GGGUCAGUCAAAUGCUGCUCCAUAGCAUUCAAUUAGAAGGGAAUCUGAAAUUAAUUUAUGUGGUCAGUUGCUCCCGUGAUGCUGUUGCCUGAGUGCUUCACAGCAAGCUUUAAAAACAGGGGACGUCCUCACUGAGACCACCGAGCCAACAGCUGAUUGCUUUAUUGCAUCUUGCAGCAUCUCUGACUGAAAGUAGACCAAAGAACCAGAAUGGAGUGCCACCAUGCUUCAGCAAAGAAUGGAGUAGCUGAUGAGAAUCAGAACAUGUACAUCCAGUCUGAACAGAAUGGUUUGUGCAGAGAGGUCUCAAGGGAGUCUGCAGAUGUAGACAAGCUGUCUCACAUUGAGAAAGCCUAUACCACCGUAUUGAGUGAGCUUGGAGAAGACGUGGAGCGGGAGGGCCUUCUACGUACACCACUACGUGCUGCCAAAGCCAUGCAGUUCCUCACUAAAGGCUACAAAGAAACAGCCAAAGAUAUCUUAAACGAUGCUAUAUUUGAUGAGAACCACGACGAGAUGGUUAUCGUCAAGGAUAUCGACCUGUUUUCUCUCUGUGAACAUCACCUGGUGCCCUUCUUUGGGAAGGCUCACAUAGCGUACCUCCCAAACAAGAAAGUGGUUGGACUCAGUAAACUUGCUAGAAUUGUUGAGAUCUACAGCAGAAGGCUUCAAGUUCAGGAGCGUCUAACCAAACAGAUUGCCUCAGCCAUCUCUGAGGCACUGGAGCCUGCCGGAGUGGCAGUGGUUAUUGAGGCUGUCCACAUGUGCAUGGUGAUGAGAGGAGUGCAGAAGAUGAACGCCAGUACUGUUACAAGUGCCAUGUUGGGAUCAUUUCAUGAUAAUGCUGAAACCAGAAAGGAGUUUCUUGCCCUCACAAUGUAGAAGUAAAAUGUUGUUUUACAUCAGCAGACAGUUCAACUGUGAUGACAGACAACAGAUAUGGGACUCUAUUUGUCCUUGCAGGCAUACAUGCAAUUCUGUUUGGCAUCUCAGCAGCAGCCACAGCAAAUAUGAUAUAUGAUGAGAUACUGUCCUCUCUAUAAGUUUAACAAAUAAAGACGCUUGGAUACUUGCAUGAUGAAUGAGUCGAUAUCACAGCAGAAAAAUGUAAUAUUACAGAUGUAAUAUGGAUUGUAUGAAAUGAAAGGUUUAAAGUACAUAAGCAGCUUUUUUGGGGGAUGUGUAACAUACAAACCAUACUGACUAAAAAUGUAUUAAGGACUGUGAAAUCAGUCAAUGUAAUGGUGCUUCAAGUACA